Messenger RNA from Panicum virgatum (switchgrass), 3654 nucleotides. Its product is annotated as protein LHY-like. Gene Ontology annotation, molecular function: DNA binding. The record is from RefSeq and is a predicted model, not a curated record. The transcript is spliced from 14 exons. The coding region runs from base 1084 to 3351 and encodes 755 amino acids. NCBI's taxonomy places the organism in Eukaryota, Viridiplantae, Streptophyta, Magnoliopsida, Poales, Poaceae.
AGCGGCCGCGCCACCACAGCGAACAGCGAGGCACACCUCGACUCGAGUCGCGAGAGGCUUCCCUGCUCGUCGCCCCCCUCCGCCUCGCUUCGCGUUGCUCUAUCGCGCGCGCCCCCGUCCGCUCCAGGUAGCUUAGAUCCCCCGCGGGCAGCCGAUCGGUGGGGUUCCGGGCGGCGGUGGUGGUGGCGGCGGAGGAGAGGGAAGCGGCGGGGGCCGGGAGGGCGGCGGGGAUGGCUCUGCUGCGCCGGCGCCGGCGCGGCCGGUGACGCCCGCCGUGGCGGUCGCCUGAGACCGCCGUGUGUCGGGGUGGACGGGGGAGCGAGGCGGCGAGGACGGUGGGGUUGGAUUGGAUUGGAUUAGAUUGCGCGCCGUCUGCUGAGGAGAGAAUUGAGGUUGGGAGUUGUUUGUCGGUGGUGUGGGCUUGAUAACUUCACGGGGGGAGAGAGCUACUUGAUCUGAUUCCUUCAGCAGUAGAGUUGAGGUCGUUACACAAAGGGACUUCUUAGGGCGGUAUUUGAUUAUUUUGGAGCUGUGAGAUUCUGCACUAAACAGUCCACUCUUCGAUCUGGGUCCAUCUAAGCAAAGUAUCGGAACUUCAAGCUCACUUAAACUCAGGUUAUAGUAAGUGUUUGGCCUUAGCAGAGUUGAAGAUAAGGACGGGAGCUAAGGUUUAAACUCUGCUGACUUGGUUUUUGCAUACAACAGAUCAACUCCAGUUUUCAGUAGAGUAACGACAAUUGGAUCAAUUCAAGUAGGUGAGUGGAAUUGAUCCUUCUGAAGAUUCUGAUCCAAGUUCAAUUCACGAGUAGAUUCGUGAAUUAUAUAGGUUUUCUCGUGGAAAUUGAACACUAAUUUGGCUGCUCUUUUGGGGCCGGGUGCAUAAAUUUGAAAUAUUGGGAGUGCUGGUGUGAUAUAGAGGUCUAGGAGGAGAUAUGAGGUACUAUUUGCGUUAGGUCCAGCGUUUGGUUGGAGAUAUGGAAGGAGGAGCUCUCUUGUUUAUAGAUGACCUCAACUCCAAGUGACCAAGCGAGCAGCUGUUGAACAAUUUCCUUUUAUUUCUGUUUCUUUUUCCUGGAUUUGGAGAUGGAGGUGAAUUCCUCUGGUGAGGAAAUGGUGGUAAAGGUAAGAAAGCCGUACACAAUAACAAAGCAACGCGAGCGGUGGACUGAGGCAGAGCACAAACGCUUCCUUGAAGCCUUGAAACUUUAUGGCAGAGCAUGGCAGCGCAUAGAAGAGCAUGUUGGGACAAAGACGGCUGUGCAGAUUAGAAGUCACGCUCAAAAGUUCUUCACCAAGGAAGAUGAAAUUUCUGAAGAGGUCUCAUGGCCGGAUAUAUUAAUCAGUAAGGAUCUUGAGUGUCUUGCCUUUCAUAGAAGUAGCCUCAAAAGAUCUGGUGCUAUCAUGUGCAUGGAUAGUGUUAUGCACGAGUUCAAUGUGCCUCAGUUGGAAAAGGAAGCUAUGAACAAUGGUACUUCUCCGGGGCAAGCUCAUGACAUUGACAUACCUCCACCACGGCCUAAAAGGAAGCCUAACAGUCCGUAUCCUCGAAAAAGUGGUCUCAGCUCUGAGACACCAUCGAAGGAAGUUCCAAAUGAUAAGUCAACAAAAUCAAAUAUGACAGUAGGCAAUGGCAAUGUACAAAUGGCAGGCGAUGCAUCUCUGCAGAAAUUUCAGAGGAAGGAGGUGUCUGAAAAAGGAAGCUGCUCGGAAGUUCUUAAUCUCUUCCGAGAUGCCCCAUCUGCAUCAUUUUCUUCAGUUAACAAAAGCUCUUCGAAUAAUGGUGUACCCAGGGGGAUUGAACCAACCAAAAAAGAAAUCCGAGAUGUGACUACCAUGGAAAAGAAUUCAAUUAGUCCCACCAUGCAAGAGGAUGUAAAAGAGAUAAAUGAUCAGGAAAUGGGAAGGGUUAAUGGAAUCCAUGUCAGUUCUAAAUGUGACCAUUCUAAUGAAGAAUAUUUGGAGACAACAUAUGUGGACAAACAAACUGCAAGAACUUCACAUACCCUGGUGGAGAGGAAUGGUGCAACUAGCAUUCCUGUCACUGGAACCAAAGGAACUCAUCCUGAUCAAACAAGUGAUCAAGUGGGAGUCAAUGGAAGUAUGAAUCCAUGCAUCCAUCCAAUGCUUUCUAUGGAUCCGAAAUUUGAUAGCAGUGCCACACCACAGUCUUUUGCUCAUAAUUAUGCUGCCUUUGCUCCGAUGAUGCAGUGCAACUGCAAGCAAGAUACCUACAGAUCAUUCGUGAACAUGUCAUCCACCUUCACCAGCAUGCUUGUUUCCACAUUGUUGUCAAACCCUGCCAUCCAUGCAGCCGCUAGGCUCGCAGCAUCGUACUGGCCAGCUGCAGAAGGUAACACUCAUGUUGAUCCAAAUCAAGAAAAUCCUGGGGAGGGUGUUCAAGGAAGAAACUUAGGCUCUCCUCCAAGCAUGGCUUCUAUUGUAGCAGCUACAGUUGCUGCAGCAUCUGCAUGGUGGGCAACACAAGGUCUUCUCCCUUUUUUGGCUCCCCCCAUGGCUUUUCCAUUUGUACCAGCUCCUAGUGCUGCCUUUCCUACAGCAGAUGUUCCACGACCUUCAGAGAAAGACAGAGAUUGCCUGGUUGAAAAUGCACAAAAGGAAUGCCAAGAAGCUCAGAUAAAAGGCCAGUCUGAAGCUUUGAGAGUUGUUGUAUCUUCAGAGUCUGAUGGGAGUAGAAAAGGCAACAUGUCUAUCCAUACUGAAUUUAAGAUAUCUCCUGUCCAGAAUGCUGAAGCCACACCUACCACAGGAGCUGACACAAGUGAUGCAUUGAGGAAUAAGAAAAAGCAGGAUCGCUCUUCAUGCGGCUCCAACACGCCUUCAAGUAGUGAUGUAGAGGCAGAAAAUGUUCCUGAGAAAGAAGACAAGUCUAACGACAAGGCAAAGCAAGCCUCCUGCAGUAACUCUUCAGCUGGUGACACUAAUCACCGCAGGUUUAGAAGCAGUGGAAGCACAAGUGAUUCGUGGAAGGAAGUUUCAGAAGAGGGUCGUCUGGCUUUCGAUGCACUGUUCAGUAGAGAAAAGCUUCCACAAAGCUUUUCUCCUCCUCAGGCAGAAAAAUCAAAAGAGGUUGCCAAUGAGGAGGAAGAUGAAGUGACCACAGUUACGGUUGACCUCAACAAGAACGCCACAAGCAUUGAUCAUGAGCUCGACAUGAUGGAUGAGCCAAGAACUUCCUUCCCCAAUGAAUUGUCACACCUGAAGCUUAAAUCACGCAAAACAGGCUUCAAACCAUACAAGAGAUGUUCUGUGGAAGCGAAGGAGAACAGGGUGCCGGCUAGCGACGAGGUUGGUACCAAGAGGAUCCGUCUUGAGAGCGAAGCAUCAACCUGAUUUGCUUCCUACAUGGCUGCCGGCCAGCCUCUUCAUGGACUUUGUGUCAAAAGUCAUAUUUACACCUAAGCUAUUAUAGGACUUCAGACCUUGCAAUGCAAUGCAAUGCUUCACUAAACUCCAAUUUAUUGUGUGUUGUAUUUUAAUGCUUGCGAAGCAGCCCGUGUAGACUGCUUUUAAACCUUAUCCCGUAGACUCUGAAUUAAGCAUUAGGCGACUCUUGAACUUCUUGGUCAAAAGGUAUUUUUCCCCCUUAUGCUUUAUAUUUUGGGGAAGGAAAAUAAUUGAAAUUUGAUUCAUUUU